GAAAGGAUAAAGAGGCGCUAGGCGGAAUUUGGGGUCCGCUCUAAGCUGCAGCAAGAGAAACAGUGUGUGAGGGGGAAGAGGCCAAUACCAGUAGCCCCGGUCUGUGUAUGUGUCUCUCCUCUCUUUGGGGUUGUGCAUGCAAAGGAAGGGAAAACGGGACUAAAUAUAUUUAUCGCAUUAGUCACCGCUCUUCCUACAGGGAAGGCACACAUUUAUUAAUGCUACCCGGUUGCAUGAGACGGGUUUUUUUUUUUGUUCAGUACCUCUCAACAACCAAAUAAUUAACUGCACAAGCUCCUGAUCACUGACUGCACAGCCACGAGUCCUGGAGUCCGGUUUUUAUUUUUAUUUUUUUUAAUUAUUAUUUUUUUGUGUGUGUGUGUUGCUGGGCACAGUAGUGGGAGGCUUUACCAGCGCGUGUGCUGUUUUCCUGAAACAUCUUGGGCAGAGAAAAAGCACUUGUGAACUGGAAUCAACUGCUUCGGGGACGGGAGGGGGGAAACACUGACAAGGAGAGGGGGAAUUGCAGCAUUUUUAAAGAAACUCUGUUUCUGUUCCACUUUGAGCACUGGCUGCUGCCCCUAAAUUAAUAGAGAGCAAAGGGGGAAGGACUGCACAGAGCGCUGGAGACGAGCCUGUCUGGAACUACAACUACUUAGCAGAGGGGCUGCGCGCUGGCGAAGGGCUGAGCAUUUUGCUUUGGUUUGGGACUGUUUGAUUCGUUCCCCUUCCUUGUACCUGUUAAAGUUGAGAGUCUUUUUUUUUUUUACGUUGCACUGGUGCCGAGCUGAGCCCCGGCGACCUCCCUGCAAGCAGCCGCCGCCGCCGCCGUGUGUGUGAGACCCAGCGAUGGUGCAGCAGACUAACAACGCGGAGAACACGGAAGCGCUUCUGGCCGGAGAGACCUCGGACUCCGGGGCCGGCAUCGAGCUGGGCAUCGCCUCCUCUCCCACGCCGGGCUCCACCGCUUCCACCGGGGGCAAAGCGGACGACCCGAGCUGGUGCAAGACCCCCAGCGGGCACAUCAAGCGGCCCAUGAACGCCUUCAUGGUGUGGUCCCAGAUCGAGAGGAGGAAGAUCAUGGAGCAGUCCCCGGACAUGCACAACGCCGAGAUCUCCAAGCGCCUGGGCAAGCGCUGGAAGCUGCUCAAGGACAGCGACAAGAUCCCCUUCAUCCGGGAGGCGGAGCGGCUGAGGCUCAAGCACAUGGCGGACUAUCCCGACUACAAGUACCGGCCCAGGAAGAAGGUGAAAUCGGGAAACAGUUCCGCCAAGCCCGGCGAGAAAGGAGACAAGAGUGGCGGGGGCAGCCCUGGCGCCAGCGGGGGCGGCACCGGCAGUGGCAGCAGCGGGGGCAGCACGAACUCCUCCAAGCCCGCGCUGAAGAAGAGCGGCGGCUCCAAGCUCUCCCCCGGCGGCGGCUCCGGGGCCAGCAAGUCGCACGCCAAGGUGAUCCUGGGCAGCAAAGCCGCCCCCUUCCCCGCCGAGCAGCCGGCUCAGGCCGCCCUGCUGCCCCCGGACCACCACUCGCUGUACAAAUCCCGCGGCGGCGCCUCCAGCUCCUGCUCGGCCUCGGGCAAACACCUCUCGGAGAAGAAGCUCAAGCGGGUCUAUGUCUUCGGCACGGGCGGGGGCCACGGGCAGAGCGCGUCCUCCUCCCCGGGGGGCGCCGUGCCGGCCAGCCCGACCCUGAGCUGCUCCACGGAAGCCAGCGACCCUCUGAGCCUGUACGAGGAGGGGGGCGCCGGAGGGUGCCAGCAGGACGGAGACUGCAGCAGCAUCUCCUGCCCUUCCCCGCCGGGCAGCAGCUCCCCCUCGGAUCACCGCAGCUACACCAGCCUGAGGGCCUCUUCUCCGGCCCCCUCCACCUCCCAUUCCUCCUCGGCUUCCUCCCAUUCCUCCUCGUCCUCUUCCUCCUCCGGCUCCUCUUCCUCGGACGACGAGUUUGAAGACGACCUGUUGGACCUGAACCCCAGCCCCGGUUUUGAGAGCAUGUCCCUGGGCAGCUUCGGCUCGUCCGUGCUGGACCGGGACCUAGAUUUUAACUUCGAGCCUGGCUCGGGCUCUCAUUUUGAGUUCCCGGACUACUGCACCCCGGAGGUAAGUGAGAUGAUCUCAGGGGACUGGCUGGAGUCCAGCAUUUCAAACCUGGUCUUCACUUACUGAAGAAAAUAAAUAAAUAAAUGCCGGGGAAGACGUAGACAUACACUAUUGAGAGGACUCGCCCACGCUGUUGGGUGUAUCUUUUUUCCUUGGAGGGGCAGAUGAAACUGACUUGCUGUGCUUUUAAAAAACCGAGAUGAUAAAAGGGAUCAUCCUUUUAAAAAAAAAUAGACACACGCUCGCUCCCUUCCUCUGCUUGGAGAUAGACACACACACACACACACAUCCCCCCCACGCCUCUUCCGAUGCCUGAUGUUAAUUUUUAGAGACUGGCGGGAGUGAUUUUUUUUUGAGAGAGAGAGAGACAGAAGGGGGAAAACCACACACACCUCUGGGUUUUUGAUAUUUUUAAUCCACGCUAUGUAAAGAAGAAGGGGGAGUGAAAAAUUGUGCUGAGUGCAUUGGCGAUCUCGAGUAUUUUGUUCUGAGAGAGAUGAGAACUGUUUAAAAAAAAGACUGCAGGGUUUACAUGGUGUGGGGGAAGGGAAGCGAAUCCUAUUUCGAUUUUUUUCCUGCAGCAAGAGGAGAUGAAGAUGAUAGGAGGCGGAAAGGACGAAUUGAGCUGGAAACUGAACUGAGAUCCUAGUUGGACAGAGAAAAGAAGGGGUUUGGGUUUUUUUGUUUUGUUUUUUGUUUUUGCCUUUUUUUUUAAAGAUGAACUGGAAACACGACUAGAGGAAGAUAAUAAUAAACUGAAAUGCAUUUGCACGUAUAGAGGAGAAGGUGGCAGCGCUUUUCUCAGUCACCUUAUUAUAUAGAGAGAAAUCAAUCAAUAAAAUGGAACUUCAUGAACACGGAAAACUUUUUUUUGAAACGGAGACAGAUACAAAACAGUUUCUAUAAUGAUGUGGUACAGGGGAAAUGGAGGGAGGGCGAUUGCUUUUGCAAAAACAAAAAAACAAUGUUUUUUCUUCUUACUCAGAAUCGUGAUGGUGUUGGAUUAUUUCACUGGUGGGGUUUAAUAUAGCAUGUUAUCCUGUCUAUCUUUUUAAGAUUUCUGUAAGACUGUUGAACAGUUUAAAAAUAGUGUUAGGAUACUAUAAAAGCAGAUAGAUGGCGCUAUGUUUGAUUCCUACAAAAAAUCACCAGCUUUUUUUUCAUUCUUAACUCUUUAAAGGAUUCAAACGCAACUCAAAUCUGUGCUGGACUUAAAAAAAAAAUCAGGACCAAAUUUUUUCUCAGAGUAUGUAUGUGUUUGUUCCUUAUAGCUGUAAAUGAAAAGACUGUUUUUUCUCACCGAUGCUCUAUUCCUUUAUUGUUUUUUCCUUGUAAAUGUAAUCGGAUGCCAUUUUAUAAGUGGAUGUAUUUAUACUGGCCAAACAUUUUUGACUUGUAUUUCUUUGUCCUUUUUUGGUAGUCCUCGUUGUUACUCGCACCAUUUUUAUGUCUCCUUCACUGAAGGGCUAGAGUUUUAACUUUUAAUUUUUUAUAUUUAAAUGUAGACUUUUGACACUUUUAAAAACAAAAGAGAAGAGAGAUGAAAACGUUUGAUUAUUUUCUCAGUGUAUUUUUGUAAAAAAUAUAUAAAGGGGGUGUAAAUCGGUGUAAAUCGCUGUUUGGAUUUCCUGAUUAUAAUUACAGGGCCGCUGGUUAAUGUCUCACCCAUACACACAAAAAUCAGCCCCUAUUUUCUCCAUGUUUACACUCCAAUCUGCAGGCUUCUUAAAGUGACAGUAUCCCUUAUACAUACCACCAGUGCCCUGUGUUUAAUCUCAUUGAUUUCUAUGAGGGGAAAGAAUAAACGUAAUACACUGUCUCCUAACUUUAAAAAAAUCCCAUAAUUAAGUACAACCAUAUAUCGUACAGGCGCUUUAAAGCAACUGGUGCAUUUUACAGAAAAAAGGGAUCCUGUACCUUUAACUUGUAAACCACAUCUUUUGCACUUUUUUUUAUAAGCAAAAAACGUGCCGUUUAAACCACUGGAUCUAUCUAAAUGCCGAUUUGAGUUCGCGACACUAUGUACUGCGUUUUUCAUUCUUGUAUUUGACUAUUUAAUCCUUUCUACUUGUCGCUAAAUAUAAUUGUUUUAGUCUCUUAUGGCAUGAUGAUAGCAUAUGUAUUCAGGUUUAUAGCUGUUGUGUUUAAGAUGGAAAAAGUGAAAACAUCUUUGUACAUUUAAGUCUGUAUUAUAAUAAGAAAAAAGAGGAUUGUGUGUUUAUGUAUGUUAAUAUAACAUGACAGGCACUAGGACGUCUGCCUAAUGAGGUGGUUCCGUUAAGGGUUUUUUGUUUUGUUUUUUGUUUUUUGGUCAUCCAUCCUGUGCAAUAUGCUGUGUAGAAUAUUUUUGUCUAACGAUCACCCCACAACACAACGUUGGGAAAGAGGAGAAAAAAAUCAUGCCAGCUAAUCAUGUCCAGUUCACUGCCUGUCAGAUUGUUGAUAUACCUUCUGUAAAUAAUCUUUUUUUUUUUUUUUUUUUUUUUGAGAAGGAAAUAAAAUCAGCUGGAACUGAACCCUAAACUUUGACUGUUUUUGUCAUCAUUGUUAUGCUACAACUUUUCUAUGUGGUUAUUCUGUAAUGGUCUUAGACACUGGUACUCUCUGUAUUAGCCGUUAAAUAAAAUGUACUUACAGUGACGACUAUAAAAUACAUCUUUUUUGCAGGAACAUGUUUCGUUCCCCGCCCCUCCCCCGUCCCCCCGGAGAGACUUGGCAGGCCAAAGUCUGGAAGUAAAUGGAUGUUAGUCUGAAUGUGUGCCAUCGCUGAAUGCUCUCUAGGAAUUUUCGUGCAUUAACCAAAUGCUAAUAACCUUUCGGUGAAAGUAGCAAAGACUGCAGUAGGAAUGGGGGAUGGGGAAGCUGCACUCAGGAGCUGGGCGAAGCCCGCUGCCAUCCGAGACGAAAUCUAGACAGCAGGAAUGUGUAGAAGAGGCCACAUCAACCGUUUUGUUUGACCUUGUGACUUGAAUCCUGCCUUGCCAUUUCAGUAACUAUCUUGCAGGAAACCUGCCCGGUGGGAGGAUUUGUUCAUUUCAGUCUCACCUCUUCAAAGUGAAAGAGACAUUGCUCAGUAUCCUAACAAGAGAAAAGAACGCCGUGCAACUGAUUGAGUUUGUUUAUAAAUACAUCUUUUGGUGGGGUGGGGUGGGGUGGGGGCUAGAUUUACCUCCAACAAUUUCAAAUGCAAAAGAAAGAGAUUUGCUCUGCUGCCCUGCAGUGUUCCCAACAGAUACAUUAAUGAAUUUUUUCCCCUACACACCUUUGCUAGUCGAUAUGAGAGGGAGGGCUGCCAAAAUAACCCACAACCUAUUUUGCCAUUAACUUUGGCUCUGUUCCCCAGCUUGGAAAGAGUCAAGCUUUAACAUAUGCAGACGUCAUAGCAACAAGGAGACUGUAGGGAAGGAAAAUAAUUGUCACCAUUUAUUUCUACAGUACAGUAGGCAUGCUGUUUGCAAACUGAAAGGGCAACUUUCUGGGUGCCUUGGGUUUUACAAGAUUUCCUCAGUCAGGGGGCUGUUUAUAUUCCUGUGUAUCUUUGUCACAACUUCUUAAGCAGAGUGAUAGUGAGAGGCUAUGGGAAAAGCUGUCAAGAGUUGAGGAAACUUUGAAAUAAAGUAGGUGUGGGGAAGCGUAGUAUUCGCAUUUAAACUAGGGGAGGGGAAUGUGUGAACCUAAACUAAGCAGUUCAUUGUACUGUAAAUUCAGUUAAAACUGAGUGAUUUGAAAGUAGUUCAGCUACAGUAUUUCAAUAAAAUGUCUCAUUUGGAAAA
Molecule: messenger RNA, 5873 nt
Organism: Chrysemys picta bellii (western painted turtle)
Lineage: Eukaryota; Metazoa; Chordata; Testudines; Emydidae
Gene: SOX4
Product: SRY-box transcription factor 4
Biological process (GO): positive regulation of transcription by RNA polymerase II; cell differentiation; anatomical structure morphogenesis
Molecular function (GO): RNA polymerase II cis-regulatory region sequence-specific DNA binding; DNA-binding transcription activator activity, RNA polymerase II-specific
Source: RefSeq, a predicted model, not a curated record